AUGGGCAUUGUCUUUGAGAAGAAGAUCGGUGGCAGUUAUAAAAGUGAGGACUCAUGCCGGAAAGUGGACAGUCGUCGAGUGCCUCUCACGAAGCUGACAUCGCAGAACAUCAAGUUCCUGAAGAGUCUGGGUCUGAAACUUCGCAAAAAAGUGCCAAAAUGCAAAAAUGUUGGCCUUACAACAUUAAUGAAAAACUACAUUUCUCAGAGCCCCAGUCAAGGCUUUCUUAUGGAAAACGCAGGCUGGAGAAUUGAUAAAGAGAAGAAGAUAACUGAUGAUGCAGGAUAUUUUGAUGUAUCCAUUCCCCUCAGUAUGAUAUUAGGAUUUGCUGAAGAUUACCAGAGAAUUGUUGUGAAUGCGAAGCAUGAGUUGAUACUGACACGUUCACACAACGAUAUCAAUGCCGUCAUUCAGGGAGCACCUGCGGCUGGACAGCAGGCAGAGACGUUCAAAAUUUCCCUCACCAAAAUUGAUUGGAUGAUUCCCUACAUCAAACCUGCAGACUCUCAAAAAGUGCAACUUCUCAAUCAGAUUUCAAAGGACAACCUAGUGCCAAUCAGUUUUCGAGCUUGGGAAUUGUAUGAGUAUCCUCUCUUACCUAGGACAUCGAAACAUGUCUAUCCCUAUGGAAAUCUGAAUCUUGACAUUGCACACAACCAGUCUGCUCUUCUCUAUGACAUGUACACCAGCUUUCAAACAUCGUAUUACCAUAAAGAGCCUGAGCCACUAUUCAGCAGAGCGGAAUUCUUGGAAACGGCACCUCUCAUCGUCAUCGAUUGCUCCAAGCAGAAUGAGUUCUUGAAAUCUGGACCUGUGGACAUCCGGCUGGAGUUUGAGUCAUCAGCCGACUUCCCCAACAAUACAGCAGCCUACUGUUUAAUCUUACACGAUCGAAUCAUUGAGUAUAGUUUACUCAGCGGUAGUGUGAAAAAACUUAUUUAA
This is a messenger RNA of Diachasma alloeum, 942 nucleotides long. RefSeq lists its product as uncharacterized. The transcript is spliced from 3 exons. Bases 1 to 942 code for a protein of 313 amino acids. The record is from RefSeq and is a predicted model, not a curated record. Lineage: Eukaryota; Metazoa; Arthropoda; Insecta; Hymenoptera; Braconidae.